Molecule: messenger RNA, 2148 nt
Organism: Sebastes umbrosus (honeycomb rockfish)
Lineage: Eukaryota; Metazoa; Chordata; Actinopteri; Perciformes; Sebastidae
Gene: armc6
Product: armadillo repeat containing 6
Exons: 8
Coding region: 220-1626 (468 amino acids)
Biological process (GO): hematopoietic progenitor cell differentiation
Molecular function (GO): protein binding
Source: RefSeq, a predicted model, not a curated record
CAGUCUAUGUUCCCAACCGAGAAUAUAUAUGAGUGAGACCUUUUUGCGGAAUUUACUAUUCACUUAAACUGUUACGCACAAUUCACGCCGUGACGUAGAGCUGCUAGUAGUAGAGCACAACGGCUACUGAAAGUGCGUAACUCGACAGCGGUGGUCGGCUCAGUGACAUCAGUGGAGCAGGUUGUGUCUUACUUGGCGGGUCGUAACAAUUUGGAGAAAAUGGCGACGCGGAGGAUCACACAGGAGACCUUUGAUGCUGUUGUCAGGGAGAACAUGGAGGAGUUUGAGAUGGAUCCUGAUGAGGCUUUGAAGGAGGCUGUGGUGCAGUUUGAGUCUCAAGGUGUGAACCUCAGUUAUAUAGUAAAAACUGCGCCAGCUGUAUCAUCUGAUGACAAACAAGAAGAGCAAACACAUGAGAUCUUACAGGCUUUGGAUUCUCUCCGCAUUGGAAAAGACUCUGUCGGUGUUAAGGAAGUUACAGCAGACAUGAAACGCUUCACUGAGCAAUGCUCACUUGGGUUUGCCCAGAGGUACCUGGCUGCCCAAAAAGACGCCUACCCUGUCAUCCUCUUUUACUGCAAAAAGAGCAUGGAGGAGCAGGAAGAUGUGUUGACCGCCCUGUCUGCGCUGGUUGCACUGACAGAUAGACAGCCAGACUUGUUGGAUGCAGAGGGUCAGCAGUUCCUUAUGAAUGUCCUGAAGAAGUACGAGGCGGAUUCCUCUGUGACGCGUGUAGCCAUCUGUGUUGUGCGUCAAUGCUGUUUGAAACACGAACAGAACAGGCAGGAUUUGAUAAAAGGUGGCGUCUUGACUCUGCUGACCGGUGCCGCUACACAACACAAAGGAUGUGCUGAGCUGGUCAAGGAGGCCUCUGCAGCCCUCAGGGUCAUGACCUUUGAUGAUGACGUCCGAGUUACGUUUGGGAAUGCUCAUGAACACGCCAAGAUUAUUGUUCUUGAGCACAAUGGACUGAAGGUUUUAAUUGAGGCUGCGAAAGCUCACCCUGAUAAUACUUCAGUUCUGAGUGAACUGUGUUCAACUCUGUCCCGUCUGGCUGUGAGGAACGAGUUCUGUCAAGACAUCUGUGAUCUGGGAGGGUUGAAACUCAUCAUGACGCUGCUUGCGGACAGCUACGAGACAGCGGAGUUGGUUCGGCAGGUCCUUAGUGCAAUACGAGCCAUAGCAGGAAAUGACGAUGUGAAAGAUGCAGUUGUUAAUGCUGGUGGAGUCCAGCUCAUUGUCUUUGCCAUGAACAGACACAUGAACAACUCUGCUGUGUGUGAGCAGGGCUGUGCAUGUCUCUCUGUCCUUGCUCUGCGUAAACCCAACAACUGCAAAGUCAUCAUGGAAAAUGGAGGUGCCUUGGCUGCUGUGCAGGCUAUGAAAACACAUACUGAUGUGCUCAAUGUGCAGAAACAGGCGUGCAUGAUGAUGAGAAACCUGGUUUCACAUAUAAGUGACCUAAGCAAACAAUUCCUGGAGAUGGGAGCAGAGGCCCUGAUAACCCAGGCACUACGGACCCACCAAGACUGUGGUGACGUGGGUAAAGCAGCCCUCAGAGAUCUGGGAUGCCAGGUGGAGCUCCGAGAGCUGUGGACCGGCAAACAUGGCAGCCUCACCCAGUGAAAGUAGAGGAGAGCAAUCACUGUACACUCUUACCAUGAGUUUGCCUGACGUGCUUUAGAUGAAAUGUUAUGUUGGUAUACAUGGCCGAAGAGUUUAAGCAGAUGCAUCUACCCAGGUAGACGUAUUUGUUAAAAGUAGUUGAUGUAGAAAAGGCUUGUGAGCAAGCUGAAAGGCCCACACAACACCUUUGAGAGGUUGAAUAUGCUUUCCAGUCCUUUUUCUGUUUCUGACAAGUACAAAAAAGGUCAUUGUAGUACUUCUGUGUAGUUUGUGUUGGAGUCUGAGUCUGAACAGCGUAGCCACAUGCGAGCGCACAUGGGACACUGACCCGGAUUGAUUUAUACGUGUAAGAAGUUACAAACAGUCCCUUUAAGAUUCCUUUCCCAUGUUGGCAGAGCCAAAUUUUAAUUUUAUUGAAUGCCUUGUACUUGUACUCAAUCUAAACAUGUACUUUUUAUGUUUUUUUUAGUUUGUAUAUGUAUUAUUACAGUGUAAAACUAAAAUACCUACCCCAACCACUGA